Molecule: messenger RNA, 2682 nt
Organism: Penicillium cinerascens
Lineage: Eukaryota; Fungi; Ascomycota; Eurotiomycetes; Eurotiales; Aspergillaceae
Product: SH3 domain protein
Exons: 2
Coding region: 1-2682 (893 amino acids)
Biological process (GO): protein ubiquitination; ubiquitin-dependent protein catabolic process; mitotic cell cycle checkpoint signaling
Cellular component (GO): nucleus
Molecular function (GO): ubiquitin-protein transferase activity; protein binding; zinc ion binding
Source: RefSeq, a predicted model, not a curated record
AUGUCUGAAGCGCAAGGUGCUGGGUUGGCCGGCCUGGAAAAAGAGCUGGGAUGCUCGCCUCUCACACUUCUUGACUGCCUACACACCUUUUGCGGCUCCUGCUUGAAGGAAUGGUUUUCAGCACAAGGCUCGCGCAGGCGGCCCUCCGGCUCCUCCCCUCGUUUCACCUGCCCGUCAUGUCGAGCUGAAGUACGCGGCACCCGCGCAAAUGCCACUGUCACGACGUUGCUGGAUAUGGUCUUGGUCGCCCAACCGGAUCGGGACAGAUCUGCCGCUGAGAAGGGAGAGAUCGCGAGACGAUACAAGCCGGGGGAUUCUGUGAUUCCGCCGCUCCAACCCGACGACGAAAGUGAAGAGGAUGAGGAGGACCAGCGGGUGUUGGAGGAGAUUCGGGAGCUGAGUCUCCACGAGAGUCGGUCACAAGCAACACGAGAGGCUCAGCGCACGACACAGCCAGAACGAGCGCGGGACAGGAGCAGCAAUCCAGAGAGACAGGCAGACGAUGGCCGGUCGCGACGGCGACGAGAAGACAAUUCAGAGCGACAGCGCACGACUCGACCCCAGGGUGACUCGGAACGAACCAGACGUGUCGAGCAUCAAUCAAGCUUGCGUUCACUACUCAGUAUGUCUUCGGAAAUGGAGAGCAUCGAGGAAGAGAUCUUGCGGCAGAUUAUCGAGGAAGGUCUACUGGAUGAUAUCGAUUUGGAUAACGUUGAUCCAACCCAAGAAGAGGAGCUCACUGAGCGCAUAGCGGAUGCGUACCGCAGAAGGCAUAUGCAGCAACCACACUCUCGUCAAGAACAAAGACGCAGGCAAUCUCCUGAGCGUCCUGCGCGUGGGCACUCGCGAUCACAAUCAGCUCAGAGACCUACCGAAACAAGCACGACGACUCGAGAGCCUAACGAUCGACGUCCACCUAUCUCGAGGCCGCACCUUUUCGAUCCGACCACGACGCGCCCGACUCAAGGUCACCAACGACGGAAUUCCGAGCAAGCUAAUGGUCAACGUCGGACGUCACCCGUUCGAGUGAAUCAAGGGUCAACCUCGGAAGAUGUGCUACGACCUGCUGUGCGAUCCUCCAGUGACAUGACCGCGGAGCGGACUCGGAACUCUCAAACUGAGCGAGCAAGAGCGUCGUCAUCCUCGAACCGACCUAGACGAGCAACGGAAUCGGAACAGAAUAUCUCGGACACAUGGAUGGGUGCAGGAAGAGCGGGGGGUUCCUCCAGGCAUAUUAUCAGCCAAUCCACUACGAACUCACCAACCUCGAUUUCUUCACCACCCGCGGAGACUCACAGUUCCACACCGACUGAAAGUGCUGUCCCAACUCUACCAUCACCGCUUGCACCACCUAGGUCUGAAAGGAGGAACCGACCAUCCACGUCACGAUCAAAUGCCGCCGCUUCUCCAAAUGUCCAAUAUCCUGAACCCGCUAUUUCCUGUGACGGCUGUGGGAAGGCGAACAUUCAAUAUGACCUACACGUGAGAUGCCCCAAGUGCAAAGACGGGAAUUAUCAUCUUUGUCUGCGAUGCUACCGUUCUGGCAAAGGCUGCCCCUCGUGGGACGGCUUCCGUUCAUCUGCGCAAAAGACUUUCGAGCGAAUCCUUGCAUCUUCAAAUCACCGACCAGCGCAAAUACGUGAGACUGGACACAUCUUCAUUUCCAUCAAAUAUGAAAGACCGCCCGAAACAGCCCAAAUAACCACGAGCGGUGACAGACAAAUGACUCGCGACAAUCCAUCACGCCGUCUGGAAACAGGGUUCUUCUGUGCAAUUUGCCAAUCAUCAGCAAAUGACUGUUUCUGGAAUUGCCGCCAGUGUAAUGAAGGAGACUGGGGCUUUUGCAACCGCUGUGUCAAUCAAGGCCGAUGCUGCACUCAUCCACUGUUGCCCAUUCGACGCAUGGCCGGCCACCCGGCACCUUCUGCCCCGACUAACCCGGGCGAUACUACGACCAAUGCACCAAUCUCUCUGGACAAGGAGAGUUACAAAAUCCUCUCCUUUUCCACCAAAUGCGAUAUUUGCACCUACCCAAUCCCCGCUUCAGUGACCCGUUUCCAUUGCCUGCAAUGUAACGAUGGCGACUACGACGUCUGCACAAACUGCUACCUCAAGCUCGUCGCAACGUCCAAAAUCAGCAAAGAAAAUGGCCACAACGGCUGGCGCCGCUGUCUAGCCGGACACCGACUAAUUGUCGUCGGUUUCGAGGACGGCGACGAUGGUCAACGACGCGUGAUAGUCCGAGACCUAGUUGGCGGGCACGCCCUGAAAGAUGAGCAUGUCAGCCGCUCACCCUCUUCAUCUCCUGAGAUUGGCACCGGCGACUGGAGCUGGAAGGAAGGCCAAGAGCGCCGCAAAAAGGCCUCUCGUCUGCGAGGCCCCCUUUCCUCUCCAAGCAGUAGCCCUGCUGUUGAUAGUGCGAAUCAGAAUUCAGGAACGCCGACGUCUCAACAGGCCCCGCCCUUUCGACGUUUCCCACCCGAUGGUGGUGUCGGUCUCAUCGUUCAUGCUUUGUGGUCUUGGUACCCCGAAGAAGAGGUCCAGGAUGAGCUGGUUUUCCCGCGAGGUGCCGAUAUCAAAGAGGUCGAGAAUAUCAAUGAUGAUUGGUUCUGGGGAUGCUACGCUGGUCGUACGGGACUGUUCCCUGGAGCACAUGUUACUGCCAUUGGGGAAAUUUCAUAG